Glycine soja is the source of this 1046-nucleotide messenger RNA. Its product is annotated as tropinone reductase-like 3. The transcript is spliced from 6 exons. Gene Ontology annotation, molecular function: oxidoreductase activity. The coding region runs from base 125 to 892 and encodes 255 amino acids. The record is from RefSeq and is a predicted model, not a curated record. NCBI's taxonomy places the organism in Eukaryota, Viridiplantae, Streptophyta, Magnoliopsida, Fabales, Fabaceae.
GUGGAGGAGCCGUGGAUUGAAUGGACAUGACCUGUAUCUCAGUUUCCUACAACUAUAAAGACAUGAUAGCAUAGUUCCAAUUCACAAUUCACAACAUUAGUCAAGUGUUUCUGUUUCUGUUUUAAUGGAGAUAACCAAACUUGGCAAGAGAUUUCAAGGUAAGGUAGCUAUUGUGACAGCUUCCACCCUUGGAAUUGGCUUUAGCAUAGCAGAGAGGCUUGGCUUGGAGGGUGCAUCUGUUGUCAUCUCUUCUCGCAAACAGCAAAAUGUUGAUGAGGCUGCUGGUAAACUGAGAGCUAAAGGAAUCGAAGUAUUGGCGGUUGUUUGCCACGUUUCAAAUGCCCAACAAAGGAAAAAUUUGAUAGACAAAACUUUACAGAAGUAUGGAAAGAUAGAUGUUGUUGUGUCCAAUGCUGCCGUACAUCCUUCUGUAGAUCCCAUUUUGCAAACACAAGAAUCGAUCCUUGACAAGUUGUGGGAGAUAAAUGUCAAAUCCACUAUACUUCUUCUCAAGGAUGCAGCUCCUCACUUGAAGAAGGGUUCUUCUGUUGUUCUCAUUGCCUCACUUGUUGCUUAUAAUCCACCACCUACUAUGGCUAUGUAUGGAGUGACCAAAACAGCAGUUCUUGGACUUACCAAAGCUAUGGCUAGUGAAAUGGGCCCUAAUACUCGGGUGAAUUGUGUUGUUCCUGGGAUUGUGCCAACUCAUUUUGUUGCACUUUAUACCUCAAAUGAUGCUACAAGAGAGGAACUUGAAAGAAAGGCAUUGCUUGGAAGGCUUGGUACAACUGAAGACAUGGCUGCUGCGACAGCGUUUUUGGCGUCUGAUGAUGCUUCUUACAUAACAGGAGAAAAUCUAGUGGUUUCUGGGGGAAUGCCUUCUAGGUUGUAGCUUCCAGUUUCUUCUUCUGGUGGUUGAAUGGUGGGCCUACCCCCCAAAACGUUUUGUUUCCUGACUCAUCUGAUGCCAUUCAAUAUAGAGUGGUGCUUCAUGUACCUGGUACUAUUGGUAAAUAAAAUAAAAAUGAAGGAAAAUAAAAUACGAA